CCAUGACUAGUAUUAAGGAUUCCUUGCCUCAUACUUUCAAUGCUCAAUCCGAUAUCCAGAGAGUGGAGAAAGAUGCGCUCAUCGCCCAGCUUGACGAGCUACUAGAACGGUAUCUUCAUACGCUGGAUGAGUAUGAGAAGGUCAGACGGGAGCUUGCGAAGCAGCUAUCUUCAGGCUAUCUAUCUCUUGCUCAAGCGAACUUCCACAACUCUUCGUCCGCAAUCAGAUACGGACAAGAUUGUUACGAUGAGCGCAUGCAAGCCAUACGAAAGGUUAACGUGAAAGAACCUGAGUCUGAAAUAAUAGAAGGGCGGAUCCGGUUUUCUACCUUCCCGGCCAACGAAAGCGGUAAAGGCGUUAAGAGCACAGAGAAGAGCACGCCGAAAGAGCAAGAAGAUGAGAACGAGAAUAAGCGAGAUUAUGCAUCUGGAGAUCAACAACAGCCAUCAGAGACCCCCAAGACCGGAUCAACAUCAGAAAAAACCUCCGCACCAAGGACUGAUUCAAGAGAGGACCGAGAGAGUACAGCAGAAUCGAGCAAGGUGGUUGACCCACUGCAUUGGUUUGGAAUCCUCGUGCCACCUGCUCUCCGUACUGCGCAAUCAACAUUCAUUUCAGCCGUCGAGGGACCUAUUCCCCAGCUAGCUACCAUAGCUCGCCACCUGCGGACCCAGGAGAUUGAAAUUGGCCGGGUGAGGAAGCAGAUUAAGAAGCUGUAAAUGUGUUCAGGUAGUCAGGAUCAGAGUGCAGGCUGCAUGCUUGAGAGAUUCCAUAUGAUCGACUGCUCAAAAAGUUCCCCAAUGUGCAUGCAAACAUGCGACCGUAGUAGGCAUGUUGUGAUCACUCCCUAAACGCCUCCCAAUGCAUCGCAUCACCAAGCCCCCUCUUGUACGCUUUACACGUCCUUCAUGAGCUCCUCCAGCUCAUCAUCGUCAUCCCAGCCCCCUCCUCUCCUAUUCACUAUAAUCUUGCUCUCUUCCUUCUCAUUCUGUUCCGCGACCGCACCCAGAAUCUCCUUCAACUGCUCCUCCGACACUUUCUGCCGUAUCUGCCCUGUGCGGGCGAGCAUGAUGAGCCGGUUCUCGAUAUCGGUUGCGCGGGACUCUUUGACGAGGCGGAUGCGGCCGAGACGGUCGGCGGCGUCGGGUGUGAGGAUUUGAGCUAGGAUGGAGUUACG
Molecule: messenger RNA, 1177 nt
Organism: Cucurbitaria berberidis CBS 394.84
Lineage: Eukaryota; Fungi; Ascomycota; Dothideomycetes; Pleosporales; Cucurbitariaceae
Exons: 3
Biological process (GO): vacuolar proton-transporting V-type ATPase complex assembly
Cellular component (GO): extrinsic component of endoplasmic reticulum membrane; Vma12-Vma22 assembly complex
Source: RefSeq, a predicted model, not a curated record